AUGGAUCGCGAAAUGAAACGAUGGGCAAAGUUCUCCUACUCUGUUCUGGCCGUCUCUCAGCCCAAGGUCGCUCGUAAACGGGACGUUCUACGGCCGAAUACAUGCUCGCCGCAAAACCCAUCGACAACGUUGCCGCCCCAGUUGCUGGAUCACUGCUUAUACGCUGCAGCAAUGGCUCCUCCGGCUCCCGUCUUCGCUGCUCCACCCCCUCCUCCGGCUCCCGUGAUGGCCGCUCCUCGUGCUCCAGUCUACGCUGCUGCACCAAUGAUGGCCGCUCCAGUGGCCAGGCCAAUGUACGCGCCUCCUCCAGUCAUGGCAGCUCCAGUGGCGAGACCGAUGCUCGCUGCUCCAGCCUAUGCACCAGCUCCAGCUCCGGCGGUAUUCGCUGCUCCCGCAAUGGCUCCAGCUCCAGUCAUGGCCGCACCGGCACCAGUGUUCGCAGCUGCACCGGUCGCUUACAUGCCUUCUUACGCGCCAUUCCUUCGCACACCGUACUUCAUCGGAAGUAACAAGUCAAAGAACUAA
This is a messenger RNA of Ostertagia ostertagi, 525 nucleotides long. Lineage: Eukaryota; Metazoa; Nematoda; Chromadorea; Rhabditida; Trichostrongylidae. The record is from the annotation of a GenBank genome assembly.